AAAAAAUUUUGAUAUAAAAGCAAUUUUGGUUUUUGAAAAUGGCAGUAGACAGGAAGAUGGUGAAAGUACUUUGGUUUUCUGUUCUUCUCAUCGGCACAUCAUGGGGUCAACCACUACCGGACCCGCAACUCAUGUUCCCCUGUCCUUGCCCCCCACCAUGCCCUGACCCCGAGCCUGACCCAUGCGAGCCCCCACCAUGUGACCAGCCCUGUGACCCCAUGCCCCCAUGUCAACCAGACCCCGGCAACGGGUACCAGGAGACCAUACAAUUGAGGCCGUGUGAUCCGAACGACGCUGAAGUGCGUUAUUUGUACGGGCAAGCUCCGGCUGGCGCAGUGAUAGUGAAGCCCGGUAUCAUAAGGUUCCCGACCCCCCAGCCGAUAAUGGUGAAGCCGGGGGAGGUCAAGCCCCCUAGCCCGCCCACCAUAUGGGUCAGACCAGCACCUAUCAACCUUCCAGCACCAGCGCCGAUACGGGUUCAACCCCCUGCAGUACAGCCCCCGACCCCUGAGCCGAUAGUGGUGCGCCCGCAGCCAGUCUACCCCCCGCGACCACAGCCCAUCAUGGUCAGACCACCACCAGUGCAGCCACCCAAACCACCUUGCAUUAAGGUGACGCCGCCAGUGAUCCAGCCCCCAGCACCAGAUACCCUGAUGGUGCAACCACCGAGGAUCGUCGUCCCCCAAGCACCCACCAUCUGCUUCCAACCCCACCCAAUCACAACGUUCAGGACUUGUGGGUGCGCGCGCAUCUGUGUCUGCGACCCAAGCGAGCCGACGCCUUGUCCACCACCCUGUCCACCACCUUGCCCCUCACCAUGCCUCCCACCAUGUCCAGAGCCUUGUGAAUAACCACCAUCCAUCCAUCUACCAAAACUUUCAAAAUUCCCAAAUAACUUAACAACACUUUACCAUCUUCUAUCUUAAUCUAUUGCCCAAACCCCGUCAUCCACCAUUUUAGCACUUGUCAAAAACUUAAUAUCUUGUCCGUCUGCUCAAACCAUUGCAAACUACACAACAUCCAUCCAAUUUGCCAACAAACUUAAUCCAUCUAACUAAUUCUUCUAUAGAUGCUUAUUAUGUCGAUUUUGCUCUUUUAUUUCUCGAUGGCUUAGCUUGGCUUUAUACAAGGCCAAGGCAGUGAGAUUGGCAGCCUAGCUCCUUAUCAAACACACUUUAAGUCUGAUAGCCUACAUUGUUAAAAAAACAAUAAUAAUGUACCCUUUAAACACUUGAUAGCUACCAAGGUGGAAGAAGAUUAAACGCCGAGCUGAUAUCUCUACAUCUAGCGAGGUGGACAAAUCAAAAGUCUUUUAAAACUCCAAAAGUCUGUGACUAACUAAUGGACUUUAGACUUCCUUUUCCAGAUUUUGUUACGACACUCAAGGGGGUCAGCUCGGUCAGAGAAUGAUUUCCUACAGCCCACAAAACCAGACCUGGAUUAGCCUAAAAGUUAUUAAAGCAAAUCUGCUCACUAUAAUGCUCGCCAGAACGCUCGACAGAAUCGCUAAUAUGUUCUCGUAUUUUUCUGUGAUGAUACAUUCGCACGAAUGCUCAUUACAAGUGAAUGCUCAAUUCUACCAGCGGCUUUAUAAUUCUAGACCUAUGAUUCGAUUCUGGCAUAGCUACUUCACUCGCACAAACCUGCAAAGCCUGCAAUUCUCCCAUAAAACCUACAGCAAAUACACAUUUAGAUACUGCUCGACAUCGCAAAGAUCUGCACCGCUACGUCGUCGAUAUUCCUCGGACGCGUACUAAGCGGUUUAGUUCCUCUUUCCUUAUACGCACUGCAAAGAUGUGGAAUGCUCCCAGCUUCAGUUUUCCCCACCACCUACAACAUGGGUAUUUUCAAGUCAAGAAUGAAUAGCCAUCUUCUAGGCAAGCGCGUUCGGCCAUUGCCCUCUAUUAACUAUUGACCAGUGUUGAUUUUGUGUGGAAGACAAUUCCAAUUCCCCUAACCUAAUAAACUUUUCUAAAAUCUAUUUAACUAUCCCUGAGCAAACUAAACUAAAAGUUUACUCAGUUGACUAAACCAUUACCAAUAAAGUAUUUAAAGUUUUAUUUACUUUGUCCAUCUAUACCUAUUUCCCCGAAUCUCCUACAUA
Bicyclus anynana (squinting bush brown) is the source of this 2104-nucleotide messenger RNA. RefSeq lists its product as uncharacterized. Bases 39 to 851 code for a protein of 270 amino acids. NCBI's taxonomy places the organism in Eukaryota, Metazoa, Arthropoda, Insecta, Lepidoptera, Nymphalidae. The record is from RefSeq and is a predicted model, not a curated record. The transcript is spliced from 5 exons.